This is a messenger RNA of Pomacea canaliculata, 3736 nucleotides long. RefSeq names its product mastermind-like domain-containing protein 1. Lineage: Eukaryota; Metazoa; Mollusca; Gastropoda; Architaenioglossa; Ampullariidae. The record is from RefSeq and is a predicted model, not a curated record.
CCUUUCGCUUGCCUGUCCCCUCCCACUAACACCAGUCGCGACCACCCAUCGGCUGUUGACAAACCGUGACUUGCCCCGCCCCUGCGACACCGCGUCAUAUUAAAGGCCGCCAGCCCUCUUCCUUUUGAGUGUCGCCAGCGGGCUGUGGGGGAGGACCCCCUGCGUCAACGGACCGUCUACAGCGCUUGGCUGCCAUCCACACCAUUCGCCAGCUCACCUGUUCAUGCGUACGUGUGCGCGUGCGUGUGUGCAGUGUUGUCAUCGCUUGAAAGCCACCAAACUACAAACUCACCAGCGCCGUCUGGCGGUGUACACGCACACGGAAGAAGGAGCACUGGAGUGACCCUUCUCAGAAGCCAUCACCACCACCCCAGUAUCCAUCGAAGAACGGGAGGCAACGGAAGGUCCAGCGACAAGGAGGACGUCUGACCGGAGUCUUCCCUUUCUGUACCCAAACGCUGGCUACAGGUGAGAGCGUCUGACGCUUGCCAGCAGUCAGUCCUUUUGAUCGCAGCGUGAAGGCCAGGUGUCGUGCGGUCGCUGUCAAAGAGGCCGCGCGGGAUGAUCAGCGUGCUCUACUCCAGCCACCCGGCCGCACCUCGCACACAAGUCCCGGGGUCGUGACCUCGUCUCUCGCGAUCGAGUAGCACGCCGGGACCUCACAGCGCUCUUGCAUCUUGCGGCGCAGCGUGGGACGACAUUGGGGUGUCGCCAGGGGGAAUUUUCCGCCUGCUUACGGACAUUAGCUGCGGUGCCUUGACGUCAUCAUUAGCGGGUCUCAUGCCAGGGAAGAUAGGGAAAGGUCUGUGCCGGCGCCGACGAGAUUGGUUUAAUUGACGUGAGCUUGCUCUUCGGGGUGCAUUUUUUCCUUUGCAUGUUGGUGUGUAAUCAUGCUGAGCUUGUCUCAGGGGUGAAAAGCGUUUCAGGUGCAAAAUGUAACGGUGGAUGUAAUUGUGGACCCUUGACAUCGACAACAUCAACAGCAACAUCAAUCUGGACAAGCGCUGCAAAUGUUGUGACGACCCGGUUGUGACAGUCGUAAAGCCGACGUCUUCUGGACUUCACGUUCUGUUGCGAUGACAACGAUGAUAGCUCAGCCUUCCGUGGUUCUGCCAGGCUUAGCCUUGGAUCGAUCUCAGCACCGCAGUCAGCAAGCCUCAGCACCACAUCAGCAACAACAACAAAACGACGACACCAUCAACCUCCUGCAAUUCAUCGACAUGGCUUCCAGCAACAUCAAACUAGCCCUCGACAGACCCAAGAGCAAGCGCAAGGUCAACCAUCGUAAGUACCUGCAGAAGCAACUCAAGCGCUGCGGUAGCCAGUCCGGCAAACGUAGUGGGGAUUCGCCGAGGGGAGAGGGAUCCAGCGGAGGCGGUGGUGGAGAGCCUGCGGCUGGUUGCAGCAACCUCCGAUGCGCUCGCAAGAUGACUUCGCAGGUGGGUCUUCAGAUCAAGUCCCUGCAAGCCCUCUUCGACCCCAAGACAGAGUCUUGACAGUAACUGCUGCACACCCCUGUCGGCAAGUCGACCCUAAGCCCCAAGGCGCCCCUCCGCUGCCGCAACCUGCCGCCAUCUUUCUUCGUGGAGCCCGGGCUCAGAGCCAGCGACGUGCCUGACCGUAUCGGCGUCAUGCUGUCGUCUGACACUGGUGAUGUUGUUGGAGGUAGCGUGCGCGAGGUGAGGGACCCUACACAGCUGCAGAAGACACCGCAUCACACUUCUCCGUACUUGGACACUGGCAGAUGCUCGGUUCCUUUCUCAGCGUUACCCACAGACACCCUGGAGUCCAUCCUGGGUCAGGCUGACCUGAGCGAGCUGCUUUCAGGGCGCUGGCAGCAAGGGAGAGACUCCAACCACACUCCCUGUGACGGCAGCGUGGGCACAUCCAGCCCCAGGUCUUUCUCCGACUCCUCCGACGCCUACUGCACCUCGUCACCACGCCCGUCCUCAACCCAGAGCCGGAGUCCCUCCUGGUCACCGUGCCUACCCGCCGGGUCCCUCGGUUCGUCCUUCGGGACUUACAUGACUCCCAGCUUGGAAGAAGGUGUGACAGGGAGGCAUCUGGACCCUGGAGGAGGGUACUUCCUUCAACAACAACAGCAUCACCAGCAGCAUCAUUCCAUGCAGCCACAUCAUCAUCAACAGCCGGAGAGACUUUCACACGUUGCUCAGUUACAGCCAGAGAGACAUCCAGCGGACCAGCCACUCCUCCAUCAGCCACAACAAACACUGCAGACGCUACCCUCACAGCCAGUUCAGCAUCAGCAGCGACAUCAACAGAAACAACAACAGCAGGAACACUAUAAACUGUCUUCACAGGACGCAAACAUUCCCGCUGAUCUUAUUUUCAGGGGUGACUUCGUGACUCCGACCACAGCAUAUUUUCACGAACUCCCGCAACAACCCCACCAGCACCUGCAACAACAACAUCAAGGCUUCGCGGAGACUCACGAGCUGCUGACCUUCCCGCAGAUCUUUCCUUCCGGCGAGUCGGGUCAAGGCUACAACAAUGGCGACUUUGGAAGCUGGCAGAGUUUACAACCUGAUUCCUUCUUUCCGUAUAUGAGUUGAAACAAGACAACAAGUAUUUACUUUAGUGCAUGUGAUGAAGAACCAUUUCACCCACGACAGCUCAGCUUCUGAAAGACUGACAUAAGUGAAUCUCUUCGUGUUUGUCAUAUGGGAUCAAAAAGUUUCUCAUUCUGGAGAAAAAAAACUUUUUUUCCCUUAAACUCAAGACCUCAUCGUUUGUUGUUGAUGACUAACGCAGCCCACGAUUAUCUCGUAUACAUUCAUGGAGGAAAAACUACUUUGUAAGUGCUCAUUUCAAUAAAUUCUGUUAAAGAAGUACAGUUAUACCAAUGCAAAAUUCAAAUUAAUGUUUAAUUAUCAAUCACUGAUUGACAGCUCAGUUACAAACACUGUGAGUGACAUUUCCCGGGAUUCGUUAUCAGUGAGAGUUAAUCAGCAUGGAAGUGGCUUUACUUUUAGAAAUUAUAAAAGCGACUAGACAUUUUUUAAGUGUCACACAAUAUUUAAAACUUUUAAUGACUUUCUGUUAUAAUUUCCGCCAUCGCGUCCUCCAUAUAAACAUUGCGAGAAUACAGAAGAUGGAGAAGGUGGAAGAAAAAAGUGUUUGCGUAACUGAAGUUCCAUUUGAGUGGCCAAGGCCGUAGUGAGAGAGAAGGAUAUGCCACAGUUGUCCUACAAAGCAACUUUUAUGAGCUCAUCGUGAUGAAAUGCAAAUUCCACACUAUGAAACUUAUGAAUAAACGAACACGCGCAAGCUUAUAUAUUAUUCUUCCUCCCAUUUCGCGGGGUACGGGGUGGCGGCGAGAAGAGGUUUUCCUGCUGUUUCAGCACCCACCCCUCUUCUUUACAGCUACUGUGUAGGGCAGGACUUUUAUUUUGUAUCCCAGAUUAUUAUACACGACACUACCUGUGUUGGCGAUGUUGACUACACUAGAGUUUCGCUGGCGAAGUUUUAUUCCAGUGGUAGUUAACACAGGGCAACCACGAAUUUUAUACACACUGGAUUCAUGGAUAAAUAUAAAAAUGUAUUGACUGCGUGUUCGUAAAUCUGUAAUUGUUAUUAUUAACUUCCACAAAAGUAAUUUACAUAUCAUACGGCAUUUCUGUCUGGGGAUUGUGUGCUCCAGACAGAGAGCCUGUCACUUUGAUGAAAGGACCAUUAGUGUCUGCUUGUGUUGUCAAAGAAACAUGCGCAUAAGUCA